AUGCUCUAUAGGGACAGAUCCAGGAAACUAUUAGUAAAUGACCCAGUUAAUGAUCUAGUUAACGACCCAGUUAAUGACCCAGUUAACAAUCCAGUUAAUAACCCAGUUAAUGUCUCAGUUAGUGACCCUUUUAACAAUCUAGUUAACAACCUAGUUAAUAACCCUUUUAACAAUCUAGUUAACGACCCUUUUAACAACUCAGUUAACAACCUAGUUAAUAACCCUUUUAACAACCUAGUUAAUGACCCUUUUAACAACUCAGUUAACGAUCUAAUUAACGUAUCUGUUAAUGUACCAGUUAAUAUACCUGUUAACGUACUAGUUAAUAUACCUGUUAAU
Ambispora leptoticha is the source of this 339-nucleotide messenger RNA. The record is from the annotation of a GenBank genome assembly. Lineage: Eukaryota; Fungi; Glomeromycota; Glomeromycetes; Archaeosporales; Ambisporaceae.